AUGAGUGUUGACCUCCCCCCCUCAGACACGCCGUCUGGGAGUGAGCAAGGGAGCCCUGUCAAGCGCAGCGCGCCUUCGCUGGAGCAGCUCGCCGCACGGUAUCACAAAGACCGGCCAGCCACUGAAGAAGUGAAGCGGAGUCCGGACGCCGAGUCGGCGCCGAGCCUCCGACGCCUAGGCCUUGCUGGUCGUCUAGGAAAUGCAAGUGACUCCGCAAAGCAGACGCAGACAUGGACCAAGAGCAACGUCAUUCCCAGCCUGAAUGAAAUCCGCGCACGAUUGAAUCAGCGGGGCGUGGACGUCACCUCGUCGAAAUGGAGCAAGAGAGGCUCGAGUCCGACCAAGGAGCUGGAGGAGGUCGUACAGGAACUGUGCGCAGGCGCGCAGGAUCCGAAUGUUGAUGCGGCGGAGGGCGCGAAGGAGAGCGAGCCCAAGAAGGAAGCGCCCGCCGGGGAGAGUCACAGCGGGGAACUGAAUGCAACGGAAGAGAAGGCCAACGAGCCCGAGUCGAAUAUCACGAAAGAGGCGCCUGCCGCGCCCAGCAACGAAGGAAACGAAGCCCCUGCCCCUGCCCCCGAGUCGCAAAGCAGCGACACCCCCUCGACAGGGCCUGCGCUGUCUGGUAAAGAAGCAGCUGUUGCGGCCAAGUCCGGCAAGAAACACCCUCUGCAAAAUACAUGGACCCUCUACUACGACGGCCAGUCGCACCAAAAGCCAAGCAGCAGCGACCAGUACGAGUCCAAGCUCAAGUGCAUCGGGCACUUUAAGACGCUCGAGUCCUUCUUUGACACGUUUGCGACGCUGCACCGACCGAGCCAGCUUGGGCGGAAUACCAACUACCACCUGUUCAAGAACGGCAUUAAGCCGAUGUGGGAAGAUCCUGCGAAUGCCAAAGGGGGCCGCUGGGUGCUGACGCUGCGUGAGCAAGCGAACUCGGUCGGCGGCCGUGCGGCGCACGAAGCCAUCCUCGACCGCAGCUGGAUGUGGCUCGUGUUUGGCCUGAUUGGCGAGCACUUUGACGAGAAAGACCAAGUGACCGGUGCCGUAUGUUCGCUGCGAACCAAAGGCGACCGUAUUGCCCUCUGGCUCCGCGAGAAGGAGCCGGUGGAGGAUGUGAAUGCGCUGGGCGAGCGCUUCUUGCGCCUCCUCGAGAUCCACGAUUUGCCAAACACGAAUUUGGAGUUCUCGGUGAACGACGGCCCGAAAGGCAACUACAUGUCGGUGCGCAACGGCCCCAAGCCCAAACAGGAUCCCGUCGAGAUCGACGACAAGGAGCCUGCGCUCGAGACGUGGCUUGACAGCGAUAUCACGCUGCACCCACAAGACCAUGCGCGAUACUAUGCGCAGCAUGCGCACGGCAAGGAGGGUGAAAUGUAG
This is a messenger RNA of Malassezia japonica, 1377 nucleotides long. RefSeq lists its product as uncharacterized. Gene Ontology annotation, biological process: translational initiation. NCBI's taxonomy places the organism in Eukaryota, Fungi, Basidiomycota, Malasseziomycetes, Malasseziales, Malasseziaceae. The record is from RefSeq and is a predicted model, not a curated record. Bases 1 to 1377 code for a protein of 458 amino acids. Gene Ontology annotation, cellular component: eukaryotic translation initiation factor 4F complex. The transcript has 2 exons. Gene Ontology annotation, molecular function: RNA 7-methylguanosine cap binding; translation initiation factor activity.